Messenger RNA from Miscanthus lutarioriparius, 414 nucleotides. NCBI's taxonomy places the organism in Eukaryota, Viridiplantae, Streptophyta, Magnoliopsida, Poales, Poaceae. The record is from the annotation of a GenBank genome assembly.
AUGCGGCGCGCCUCCCCGUACUCGUACGCCGUCUUCGAGCGCCUCGUCCAGGAGCACUUCCCAUUCCGUCGCCGCCUCUUCCAGUUGCACGCGCUGCUCCUCACCUCCGGCGUGCUGCUCCUUGACCUUGACCCCGACGCUCCUCCCUCCGCCGCCUUUCCUUAUAACUGCCUCGCAGACGCGCACUCCUCCAGCGUCCCCGCCGCCAAGAACCUGAUCGCACCACUGCGCCUCUUCUCCCGCCAUGCUGCCUGCGGCAAGGGCGCCUCUAACCGCCACUCCUUCUCCCCUCCUCAAGUCCGCCUCCGCCUCAGGCUCCUCAAGGCAGCCCAGGCGCUCCACGCACAGGGCCUCCGCUGCGGCCUCGCGGCCGACCGCUUCGUCGCCUGCUCGCUCGUCAGCGCCCACGGCUGA